AUGCCAACCUCCAAUGGUAAAAGAUAUAUUUUGCUUACACCUUGUAACUUUUCUAACCGCCUAAUUACACCUUGUUUAAUAAGACACACAGUAGAUGGUAUAUAUAAGUAUUUUCAACGUGGUCAAGUAUCUUUUCCAAGCUUUGAGUCAACACCAAAAAAUAGAAAAGUAGCAAAGGACAAAAAGUAUACCACAGAUGAAUUUUUUAUAGAAGAACCAGCAACAGAGUAUGUAGAUGAUAAUAACGAGAGCAACGAACAAGAUAGUUCAGAACCGAUGUCAAAAGGUACGACAGCUACACACUUGAUCAAAUUCAUGAAUGUUCUGCUUUGUGUCUUGCAUCCCCAGUACUAG
Mucor mucedo is the source of this 354-nucleotide messenger RNA. RefSeq lists its product as uncharacterized. The transcript has 3 exons. Bases 1 to 354 code for a protein of 117 amino acids. Lineage: Eukaryota; Fungi; Mucoromycota; Mucoromycetes; Mucorales; Mucoraceae. The record is from RefSeq and is a predicted model, not a curated record.